Glarea lozoyensis ATCC 20868 is the source of this 1707-nucleotide messenger RNA. RefSeq names its product SH3-domain-containing protein. The record is from RefSeq and is a predicted model, not a curated record. The transcript has a single exon. Gene Ontology annotation, molecular function: protein binding. The coding region runs from base 1 to 1707 and encodes 568 amino acids. Lineage: Eukaryota; Fungi; Ascomycota; Leotiomycetes; Helotiales; Helotiaceae.
AUGGCCGCAAUCAUGUCCCCAAAACUGGAUACAACCUCACCGCAGGCCUCUCCUCCAUCCCCACUCUCGUCUCCCUCAUCCAACCCUAAUCAUCCGCCAUUACCUCCUCUAAUAACAUCGCCGAGUACGCGAAGAUCUACGCUGCAACGUCCUUCUUCAUUCGCAUCCAAGAACCGGCUCUCACAAUACUCAGCUUAUUCCGGCCCUUCACGUUCGCGGCCUCCCUCUCACAUAUUUCCCGUCUUUCACUCCAGUCUGGAUUAUACCCUUGUGCGAGAUUUCGCAUAUCCAUCAGUGCACCCUAUGCACUUCGGCCCUCCUCCCGAAUCUCAAAUUCCAUCAGGACUAUCUACACCAGCAAGCGAGUCGCAGAAGCGGUUGUCGGAUCCUGAGGUAUCAUGGGAUAUACCUGGCAGCUUUCCAUUGAAGAGUGGUUGGGCUCCAGGGUCAUGGACUAGCGAGGGGCUGAAUAAAGGCGAUCAGCUGGCACCAAUACAUUUUGGCGAUGGGCCUCCAUGGAGUGAGGACGAGGAUCUCCAAAGUCCCGUUGUUGUCAGUUCUCGCCAUAGAAAACACAAGUCAUCCGGCGGAGGGUUUGGGGGUGGGUCAGGACGGGGCAGAGGUCGACACGGAAGAGAAGAGGGGGAACGAAUUGCUAGCACCCUCAGCCGAGAGCAAUUUGACCACGAUAGACGGUAUUUGCUAGAAAAGAGUGGUGACGGAAGUGAACGAUAUUAUGUUAAUCAAGGAGAUGAGCCCAAUGGGCCAGGUGGAGAGAUUAUAACAUACCCUCCAGACCGAGCACAACAAACGGCACAGGGACCCCAGGCUCGAGCCGGUCAGAAAGAUUCUCAUUUUGCAGGUGUGCUCCCCAGCAGAUCCUAUACGGACGAGACGGGUCACGAUUAUCGAUCAGAAUCGGACGCCUCCAGUUCGGCAUCUUCGCCUGGCAUGACUCGGCAUGACGAAUCGCGAUAUUCGCGAGACUAUCAGUUUACGAUCGCUUCUCCAGAUGAAGAAAUGCAUGGUAAAGCGGUCGCUUUGUUUGACUUCGAGAGAGAAAACGAGAAUGAGCUGCCGCUAGUAGAAGGUCAAGUCAUCUGGGUAUCAUAUCGGCAUGGCCAGGGAUGGCUUGUGGCUAUGGAUCCAAAGACUCAAGAAAGCGGUUUGGUCCCAGAGGAAUACGUUCGGCUUUUACGCGAUAUCCAGGGAGGUUUAAACAGUUUGACCGGAACCAACGAUCAAAUGACUAGUCCUGUCGGUGGGGAUUCUGGCACACCGACGCAGGCUGAACACAAUCAAGCAUUUGGCCAUACACCAAGUUCAAGCAACGGCAACAACGGAUAUCCUCAGCCGAUUGUAUCUACCUUUUCAACAUCCUCAAGGGAUCUACACCCUUAUCCCCAACAUUUACUUGGAACUCAAGCAGGACAAGCUCCUCCACAGGUUAUCCACUAUCAUGGUCAGCGAGGUGGGAGUCAAGCUAAUACGCCAACAAUAUCAAAUUCACACGAGGGCUCCAGCGACCGAACUAGUAGCCAAGAUGCUAAGUUGAGGAAAAGCCAGGAUAGCUCGAAUUCAACGCCUAUCGCCAUUCUCCCUGCUGCGAAGCUUGAGCCUUCAAUCGAAGUUCAACAGCCCAGCAGCCCUGAUAGCGACACCACCGAAGAGUCAUCAGACGAAGACAAGGUGGCUCAAAAGUUAUGA